UUUGUUUUAGAGAGAAAGAGAUGGGAGGGAAAGGGAAGAAGAGGAGAGAGAAAAACUACUUAGCUGCACACGGCGGGCCGGCGAGACUCCCGCCGCCGCCUGAUCGUUCGAAGCAAGAUGCUCUUCCUUCUAAGCUCCGUAUUCUCAUGAACUACACCUCACCUUCUCCCCACGAUUCGACUAAACAAUUUGUUGUAGAGAAGAAAUUGAAGAAUACCAAAGCCGAAGUCGAUGCUACUGUUACUGCUACUGCUACUGCAACGGAGAGUGAUGAAGAUGAUACAAUGGUGACGAAGGGAGAUGAGAAGAUGAAGAAGAAGAAGAAGAGGAAGAGAAACCAAAUGAGUGACCGUCGUUUCGAAAAGGAGCUUGCUGAGUUGGAUGGUCAGUCUAAAAGGAAAGAACGCAAGAAGAAGUAUUGGGAGGCUAAGAAGCAAAAGAAGAAUCAAGUCAAGACUGAAGAUACCCUCCGAGAAAACUUCCCGAAGCAUGAACAGAUCAGAUUUGGCGAUGUGGUGCAAGCUCCACCAAAGUUGGCUGUUGUUCCAAAGCAGGCAAGAAAGUCUACUCUAAGUGCGUCGCAGGAGAGACAGCGAUUAGAGGCCAUUGAUGCUUACAGAUCUCGCAAGGGAUGGACUGAAAGACCAGGUACUCAGAUUCCUGCCGUGGUCAUGCAAUAAGAUGGCCUAUGAACUCAAUUUUGUAAUGCAACUUAUCUACUUUUUUUUUUGUACUAGCUGGCUGUAAAAUUAUACGAUAUUGUGUCCUUUUCUACGGAUUCUAAUAUGAUAGUUGAGUCAUUCAAAUAUCUUUAAAAGAGGCUUAUAUAGCACAAGGAAAAUUUUGGAUGUCUGA
Molecule: messenger RNA, 855 nt
Organism: Camelina sativa (false flax)
Lineage: Eukaryota; Viridiplantae; Streptophyta; Magnoliopsida; Brassicales; Brassicaceae
Source: RefSeq, a predicted model, not a curated record